This is a messenger RNA of Pecten maximus, 5845 nucleotides long. RefSeq names its product ras-related protein Rab-26-like. Lineage: Eukaryota; Metazoa; Mollusca; Bivalvia; Pectinida; Pectinidae. Gene Ontology annotation, cellular component: trans-Golgi network transport vesicle; dendritic spine; plasma membrane. Gene Ontology annotation, biological process: neurotransmitter receptor transport to postsynaptic membrane; protein secretion; protein localization to plasma membrane. Gene Ontology annotation, molecular function: GTPase activity; GTP binding. The transcript has 8 exons. The record is from RefSeq and is a predicted model, not a curated record. Bases 286 to 963 code for a protein of 225 amino acids.
ACCCGUGCUUGUGUUAUUGUGGACGCCAUACGGUCAGUCCUGAGACCCUACCGUCCGUGUCCACGCUCGUUAGUGGCUGACGUCUGUAAUUAGGAUGGUUUGUGAACUGUAGAUUAGACAGGACAUAUUCUCUGUGUCGUUAUAGCUGGUGUUGUCAGCGCUUCAGAAAUGGAUUGUGGAUUCCAUUCCUGUAAAUACUGGAACGCCAAGGCUGGUACGUGUCACAGACUUAUCAGGAAUUAGUCGGAACAUUCAGUAAUCCUACUCUUUAUUUUCACACCCGUCAUGGCAGUGCCAGACUCACCCAAGAUAGGUAUACGGAUGGCUCAGAACGGAGUGACGUCAGGGGAGGGGGGAAACACCGCUUACGACGAGACCUCCAUCCACAAGACUAUACUGGUAGGGGACAGCGGAGUGGGUAAGACGUCACUACUGGUACAGUUUGAUCAGGGAAGGUUCCAGCAGGGCUCCUUCUCCGCUACAGUGGGUAUAGGAUUCACGAAUAAAGUUGUUGAUGUUGAUGGUACUAAGGUAAAACUACAGAUUUGGGAUACAGCAGGACAAGAACGUUUUCGCAGUAUAACACGAGCUUACUAUCGUGAUGCUAAUGCAUUGCUCCUCCUAUACGAUGUCACCAACAAAAGCAGCUUUGACAACAUAAGGGCAUGGCUGGGUGAAAUUAAUGAGUAUGCGCAGGAAGAUGUUGUAAUCAUGUUGUUAGGUAACAAAUCAGACUCCACUGCAGACCGAGUAAUACGAACAGAGGACGGAGAAAAACUUGCAAGGGAAUAUGGUGUUGCCUUCAUGGAAACUAGUGCCAAGACUGGAAUGAAUGUAGAUUUAGCAUUUAUGGCAGUGGCAAGAGAUUUAAAGAUGAAAAAGACUAGAAAACCGACUGAGCCAAAAUUCAAUGUGGCAGAUUAUGUAAACCAGGAGAAAAAAACAGGGGGCUGCUGUAGUUAGUCUAAUACAUGGAACAGCCAGAGAAAUGCCAGGGGUGACUGCAGGUAUUCCAACUGAUGGCACUGCUAGAGGAAUCCCAGGGAGUGUUUUUUACUAGUCUGAUGGGCAGAGGAACUUUGGGAUGUCCCUUAAGGGAGAUAACCCAGUGGAGUAAUCCCCAUAGUUAAUUACAGAGUAUAUGAGUAUAUAUGAAUAUUAUAUGGCUCAAAUCAAGGAUUCCGUUAUUUGUUAAAUGUUAAUACAUAUUUCAUAGCUUUUGUUUUUUACAAAUUUUUUUAAAAUAUUUUAAUAUAUAAAAUAAGUGCGAGGUUCACGAUUAUUUAUAUAUUUUGUGUUUAUCCUUGAUUUUCUCUGAUAAUGUUUUCAUAACAUACAAACAUAAAUUAUUCUUAUAAACACACUAUGUAAGACUAUUUGUUUCCCUAUAAAAAUUGUUUAAAUGGAUAUUCAAUGUUUCUGUUUUGAAUUUUUCAAUAAAACAUUGUACAUGACAGUUCAUUAAUCCAGUUUAUAUACAUAUUUAUAUUAAAUUACAUAUUUGAUAAAUAACUUUCAUCCUCCAAGUAAACUAAUUUGCCAUGUUGUCCUUCUGUAGAAGUGAAGCCCUGUAGAACAUAAGACAUUGUUUUACGAUUUGAAGUUAAUAUGUUAAAGAAAUGAUGUUGAGUUUUUGUUGUAUUUUUUCUUUGCAUUUAUGAUUAUGUUGUUGUAAGUUUAUAAAAUUGAUUCAUUCAACAUUCCACUUUAAAACAACAACAAUUAUUCCUUUAAAAUUACUGGUCGUAUUUGAUUGUUGGGUUAUAACCCUUGAACUGCAGAGUUAUUUGUAGUGGCUGGCUGCUACUUCACCUGUUGGACCUACACAUACGGUUCACAGCAAUUUGGGUUAAGUGUCGCUGGAUGAUACCUGAUAACUAAUCUGAACUUGGCAGUAUUAUUAAUUCACCUCUCCAACACAAAAAAACUUCUAUUGCUGAAAAUUGAUAUGUCAAACUGAUAAUGUAGUAAAAUUAUAUUUAUAAUCUUCCAUUGGUGUAAUUUGUUAAAGUGUUGAUUUGUAUGUGUAUUGAGGAGAACUAAUCAAGUCUGUGUAAGUGAUGACAGAGCAUUUGUUCUGGUAUAUGUUGUAUAUGUGAGCGUAUAAACAUAUUCAGUAUGUUUGCUUAUUUCUCAAUCAUAAUGUAUUUAUUUUUAUUUAGUGAAUUAGUCUAACUCUACUGUUCAGUAAUACCUGAAUGGAAUAAUGUUGGAGAUGUGUCCAUGACAACUGCAUUUAUGGGUUUGACAUGCUGUAGAUAACCCAAGUAAUACCAUGUUAUAGAUAGGUCAGCUCUAAUGUUUGCUUUGUUUGCUGGUUUAUCAACCUUUGAAUAGACAUUUUCGAGAUAUUGUAGUAGCCGGUGGCUACCUCAUUAAAAAUUAUUGGGUAUGUUAUAUAAGAUACCCAUCACAUAUUAUCCAGAGUAAUUCGGGUUAAUGUUAUAACCGCUGCCCAGAAUGGCUUGUGAUCUUAACUUCAAGAGAUGCAGUUGGAAUUGGACCACAUAGCUUGCAUUAGUAGUUUGAUGCUAUACCAACUGAGCUGCCACUCAUUUAUAUUAUAAUAUUGCUAUCAGAAUUCUGUUUUCAUUGAAAUUUUAAAAGUCUGUUUUCUCUUUGUUGUUUAUAUUGCUAUUUGAUUUCAAAUGUCAUUUAAAGCUACAAGAAUGAUUAAUCUUUUACUAUUUUGACAAGUAUCUGUGUUAGUAUUAAUGCAUAAAUGUGCCAGGGAUUCUACCAGUAAAUCUGCUGUAUAUACUGAUCACUUCUGUCUCGGGUUUUGGCAAAUAUUCAUAUUGUUAACAUUAUACACAUGUCACAUAGUUUAGCUGUCAUUUACAUCUUUGUUUAGUUGAUUUUUACAGAAUGGUUUCAGUUAUACUAUUUUAACAACUACUGCAAUAUUAAUUUUUUGAGGAAAUAUUUUGUGAGAAAGCAACCAACCAUUUUAUACACCUGAGUGUGUGCUUUACACAGUCCAACGGCAUAUAUAGUGGUCAGUUUAACAAGCUGACCAAUUUCUAAUCUGGGCAUAACAGAGGUAUUUAUUUUUCUAAAACGUGAGAUGAAGUGUCCGACAAUCUCUGUAAAAUAAAUCUCAGGACUUCAAUAACACUAGAACCCCUUUAAACCCUUAUGGUAAUGUGAGAAUCAGAAAUAAUGGCACCUCCUGCAGCAUAACACAUCACAUGUUUUAGUUGAUUAUAGCCCUAUAAAUGAUGUUGUGAAGUGGUAUAUUUUGGAAUCUCCCAUAUAAAUAUAUGUGACACCAGCUUUAGGUAUUGACUAUUCCAAUGAGCUCAAAGUGUUACACUGCUGUGAAAUAUUGUAUUCUAAUUGUCACAAGGAUUGUAUUGUGCUAGGUCUGGUUAUAAUAGUCUUUUUUUCUCCACAUAACACCUGGUCUAAUUCUUCUCAUUUAUAUCAAUAAAAGGUUUACAUGUGCAAUCCUUCCUAAUAGCUGUAAUUCCAAUUAUCAGUUUAAGGUUGCACCAAGAGAAAUUUUGAUAUUUUUCUAGAAAUCUUAGAUUUAAUUUCCUUAGAAAUAUACUAUAUCCAUGUAGUAACGAUUCUCAUGUUUCUUGGUUACUAUGUGUUACCUGGUAACUGUUCUUGUAUUAUUUGGUUACUAUGUGUUACCUGGUAACUGUUUUUGUAUUAUUUGGUUACUAAGUGUUACCUGGUAACUGUUCUUGUAUUAUUUGGUUACUAUGUGUUACCUGGUAACUGUUCUUGUAUUAUUUGGUUAAUAAGUAUUACCUGGUAAAGUUUCUCAAAUUAUUUGGUUACUAUGUGUUACCUGGUAACUGUUAUUGUAUAACUUAGUUACUAAGUCCCCCUACGUAAACUUGGUUACUGGUUGUUACACUGGUAACUUGACUAGUGUUACACUGGUAACUUGACUAGUGUUACACUGGUAACUUGACUAGUGUUACACUGGUAACUUGACUAGUGUUACACUGGUAACUUGACUAGUGUUGCCUGGUAACUUGACUAGUGUUGCCUGGUAACUUGACUAGUGUAACACUGGUAACUUGACUAGUGUUACACUGGUAACUUGACUUGUGUUACACUGGUAACUUGACUAGUGUUACACUGGUAACUUGACUAGUGUUACACUGGUAACUUGACUAGUGUUGCCUGGUAACUUGACUUGUGUUACACUGGUAACUUGACUAGUGUUGCACUGGUAACUUGACUUGUGUUACACUGGUAACUUGACUUGUGUUACACUGGUAACUUGACUAGUGUUACACUGGUAACUUGACUAGUGUUGCACUGGUAACUUGACUAGUGUUAUUACUGGUAACUUGACUAGUGUUACACUGGUAACUUGACUAGUGUUACACUGGUAACUUGACUUGUGUUACACUGGUAACUUGACUAGUGUUAUUACUAGUAACUUGACUAGUGUUACACUGGUAACUUUACUAGUGUUACACUGGUAACUUGACUGGUGUUACACUGGUAACUUGACUAGUGUUACACUGGUAACUUGACUAGUGUUACACUGGUAACUUGACUAGUGUUACACUGGUAACUUGACUAGUGUUACACUGGUAACUUGACUAGUGUUACACUGGUAACUUGACUAGUGUUACACUGGUAACUUGACUAGUGUUACACUGGUAACUUGACUAGUGUUGCCUGGUAACUUGACUAGUGUUACACUGGUAACUUGACUAGUGUUACACUGGUAACUUGACUAGUGUUACACUGGUAACUUGACUAGUGUUACACUGGUAACUUGACUAGUGUUACACUGGUAACUUGACUAGUGUUGCCUGGUAACUUGACUAGUGUUACACUGGUAACUUGACUAGUGUUGCCUGGUAACUUGACUAGUGUUACACUGGUAACUUGACUAGUGUUACACUGGUAACUUGACUUGUGUUACACUGGUAACUUGACUAGUGUUACACUGGUAACUUGACUAGUGUUACACUGGUAACUUGACUUGUGUUACACUGGUAACUUGACUAGUGUUAUUACUGGUAACUUGACUAGUGUUAUUACUGGUAACUUGACUAGUGUUACACUGGUAACUUGACUGGUGUUACACUGGUCACUUGACUAGUGUUACACUGGUAACUUUACUAGUGUUACACUGGUAACUUGACUUGUGUUACACUGGUAACUUGACUAGUGUUAUUACUGGUAACUUGAUUAGUGUUACACUGGUAACUUGACUAGUGUUAUUACUGGUAACUUGAUUAGUGUUACACUGGUAACUUGACUAGUGUUGCCUGGUAACUUGACUUGUGUUACACUGGUAACUUGACUAGUGUUGCCUGGUAACUUUGUAAUUUGUUCCACUCUGUCCUGUACCUUCACUUUACUUUAGUUUAUUUUCAUAAAUGUACUAAAUGUGACUGUAUAGUGUUACCCAGUGAAGGAGGAAUAUAACGGUUGUGAAUAUUGUGAUUGAUAGAUUAAUUGAUGUGGUAUGAACUCUUUUAUUAGUUCUAACAUAUAUCCCACUUUAUCUUAUUCUCAUACACAUGUUGUACAUACAGAGGGUGUAGUUAUCCAGGAACUAGCUACAUAGAAAUUAUCUUUUAGUUCCGUUAUCUACUGUACUGUGUUCGGAACCGUGUCUAGGUAGAAAAAGUUUGUAAUGAAAUGUUGCUACUAGGUAUUGUCAUUAGUCAGUCCUUAAAAGGUUUGUAAUCCAAACUUUAGAUGUUGGCCAUGUCAUUGGCUUAUCAUUUUCCUGCUGGACACUGUUAUUCACUUUUUCAAAUACCUGUGCAAUAUAUUUUACUAGCCAACAGUACAAACCUUUGAUUAAAUCCAGCCAGAUUGUAUGAAUGAAGUUCAGCUCUCUCUUCUUUCUUUUUUU